Messenger RNA from Vespa velutina, 1815 nucleotides. RefSeq lists its product as uncharacterized. The record is from RefSeq and is a predicted model, not a curated record. NCBI's taxonomy places the organism in Eukaryota, Metazoa, Arthropoda, Insecta, Hymenoptera, Vespidae. The transcript has 5 exons. Bases 419 to 1063 code for a protein of 214 amino acids.
UGUUGUUGUUGUUGCUGUUGUUGUUGUUGUUGUCGUCGUCGUCGUCGUUGUUAUCGCUGUUGUUGUUGUUGUUGCAGUUGCUGUUGUUGUUAUUGUUAUUGUUGUUAUUGUUACUGUUGUUACGUCCUUUCUACGCGUUUGGUGCCAAAACGUUUUCGGAUCGGUUUGUUAAUCGUCGUUGUAAAAAAGAGAAAACAUCGGGGAGAAUCGACGUCGGGGACGUUUGACUUUCUUUUUUUUUUUUUUUUUCGUUAAAUCUUCUUCUUCUUCUUCUUCUUCUAUUUUUUUUUUUUCUUUUUUUAUAUUUUCCAAUUGCAUAUCUCUCAAAUCUCCUUUUUUUUCUCUUUUCCGAAACAACACGCAUUUUUUUUCCGAUCGGUUUACCAGGAACGAAGGGACGAAGCGAUCUUCCGACACCAUGAAACUUACGCUCUUCACAUUAUUAGCUUUGUGCCUAAUAGCUCUCUGCAGGUCGGCCGAUGAGGAAUACGAUUACGAGGAAGAGGCAGUGGCCGCUGUGACCCCAGCCCCAAGUAAACCAGCACCUGGUAGACUGGGAGGACUCUUAUCCUCGAGAGGACGAGUCAACGUCGGUGGAAGAAAAGCAACGCCGGCACAAUCUACGACCGCUAAACCAGUCGAGCAACAGCCAUUGGAAGAGGAAGAAGAGGGUGAGGAACCGCUCGAGGAGAUUCACGAACAAGAGGAGAUCGUCACUACGACGACCGAAUCUUUGAAAAAGGUUCGAGGCGGUGUUAGACCUUUCAGAUCAAACGAGGAUCUGAUAGCCGCAUUGAAAAGGCGACGUGCUCAGACUGGACCAAGUAGUCAUACUCGUGAAACCUCAGGUACACAGGCUCAAACGGAAUCAACGACUCCGAAGUCGAGAACGUCGGCGAGCGGCCGCAAUAAAGCUGGUAAUUCGGGUGGAGGAGAAUCAAGGACAACAACAGCGAGCCGUGGCAGAUUUGGUUCAUCGAGAGGUAAACCUGUUCAAGAAGAGGUCGAGGAAACGCAACAAGAAGAAAUCCAAGUUAAACCUAAACCUUAUCGUAGGGGAUAGAUAUCGAAAGGUUUUUAAGAAUCAUAAGAAAAGAAAGAUAGAUAGAGAUAGAGAUAGAGAUAGAGAUAGAGAUAGAGAUAGAGAUAGAGAUAGAUAGAUAGAGAUAGAUAGAUAGAUAGAGAGAGAGAGAGAGAGAGAGAGAGAGAGAGAGAGAGAGAGAGAGAGAGAGGAGAGAGAAAUCCUUUCUCUUACCUAACUUUCCGCAAAAGCAAACGAUCAAAGUUUCUCUAAAGCGUAACAUAGCAGCAAGAAACGAUCUUUAUCUUCGUCCUUGUCCACGUGUCCUUGACCUUGCCUUUUGCUUUUGCGUAUUAUAGAAGUAGAUAAUAUUAAUUAACCUUAAGUUAAAUUCAAAACGAAACAAGAAGACGUAACCUAUGGAAGAAAAGUAAAAAAAAUGAAACAAAAAAACAAAAAAAAAGAACAAAAAGAAAAAAAAUAAAUAAAUAAAUAAAAAACGAAACAAAAAAAGAAUAUAAAGAUCGUCCACGAUCGAGCUUUUUUAUCUUCUAUCUAUAACGUGAUUCAUUAUUCUUUUCGAACUUAAACAAUUAUCUUCGUCUUAUCUUUUGUAAGGGUUUUUGUUUCCUUUUUUUUUUUUUUCUUUUUUUUUUCUUUUUUUUUCUAACAAAUUAUAUGCAAAAAGAAAAGCUUCUUUAUUUAAUUAUAUCUAUUAGAUCAUUAUUUCAAAGGCAAAUAAAAGCUCAUGAUUUUUUUUUUAUAGAUCGUAUAUACUCAAAUGCGACGAUCUC